Scomber japonicus (chub mackerel) is the source of this 1272-nucleotide messenger RNA. It is a transcript of the gene kcnj12b, whose product is annotated as potassium inwardly rectifying channel subfamily J member 12b. Gene Ontology annotation, cellular component: plasma membrane. Gene Ontology annotation, biological process: potassium ion import across plasma membrane; regulation of monoatomic ion transmembrane transport. Bases 1 to 1272 code for a protein of 423 amino acids. Gene Ontology annotation, molecular function: inward rectifier potassium channel activity. The transcript has a single exon. The record is from RefSeq and is a predicted model, not a curated record. Lineage: Eukaryota; Metazoa; Chordata; Actinopteri; Scombriformes; Scombridae.
AUGAGUGUGGGAAGGGCCCACCAGCACAGCUUCCUUUCCUGUGAAGAAGAAGUAGGCCUGAGACUAAGUACAAUGCCUGCUGUGGGCAGCUUCGGCAAUGGUAAAAUCCACACAAGACGCAAAUACCACACCCGGUUUGUCAGCAAGGCUGGGCAAUGCAACGUCCAUUUCUCAAACAUGGAUGAGAAAUCACAGCGGUACAUUUCGGACAUUUUCACAACUUGUGUGGACAUCCGCUGGCGAUACAUGUUCUUUCUGUUCAGCCUGGCGUUUGUGGUGUCUUGGCUAAUGUUCGGCCUGGCGUUCUGGGUCAUCGGCCUCCUACAUGGUGACAUGGACCACGAUGGUGGGGACGACAAUUUUGUUCCUUGUGUCAUCCAGGUCAACACCUUUGUGGCAGCUUUCCUGUUUUCCAUUGAGACCCAGACAACCAUCGGAUAUGGAUCUCGCUGUGUGACUGAGGAAUGCCCUGCUGCUGUCUUCAUGGUGGUACUUCAGUCCAUUGUUGGUUGCAUCAUCGAUGCCUUCAUGAUUGGUGCCAUCAUGGCCAAGAUGGCAAGGCCCAAAAAGCGUGCAGAAACUCUGCUGUUCAGCCACAAUGCUGUCAUCGCCAUGCGUGAUGGUAAGUUGUGCCUCAUGUUUAGGGUUGCAAAUCUAAGGAAGAGCCAUGUGGUGGAGGCUCAUGUCAGAGCCCAGCUGGUCAAGCCCCGUUACACAGAGGAAGGCGAGUAUAUCCCUCUGGAUCAGAUUGACAUGAAUGUAGGCUAUGACAAAGGCACAGACCGCCUGUUUCUGGUUGCACCCCUCAUUGUAAUUCAUGAGAUCGAUGAAGAAAGUCCACUGUUUGGCAUCAGCAAGCAAGAUCUAGAAGCAUCUGACUUUGAAAUAGUUAUCAUACUUGAAGGUUUGGUUGAGGCGACAGCUAUGACGGUGCAAGCACGCAGCUCUUACCUACCCUCGGAGAUCCUUUGGGGUCACCGCUUUGAGCCCCUCAUCUUCGAAGAGAAGAGCCAAUACAGGAUAGAUUACGCCUACUUUCACAAAACAUACGAAGUACCGUCCACCCCAAGAUGCAGUGCCAGGGAUAUAGAGGAGAGAAAGUUUCCAACGUCUGGUGGCAACUCCUUCUGCUAUGAGAAUGAGCUGGCCUUCAUCAGCAGGGAUGAGGAGGACGAGGGAGAUGUGGAGAAAGAGGAAAACAGGCUGUGUUCAUCAGAGCAAUCCACCCCUGGACAUGAAACAGUGUCCUCCCGUAGAGAAUCAAAAAUUUGA